Molecule: messenger RNA, 674 nt
Organism: Rubroshorea leprosula
Lineage: Eukaryota; Viridiplantae; Streptophyta; Magnoliopsida; Malvales; Dipterocarpaceae
Source: the annotation of a GenBank genome assembly
UCAGUCUUGUACAUCUCAUUGGGGAGCUUUCUAUCAACUUCAACUGAACAAAUGGAUGAAUUAGUAGCUGGGGUGCGCGAUAGUGGUGUUCGGUACCUGUGGGUGUCACGAGGGGACACAUCUUGGUUAAAGGAUGGCUGUGGGGAUAAGGGACUAGUGAUUCCUUGGUGUGACCAAUUAAGGGUGUUAUGUCAUUCUUCUGUUGGGGGGUUUUGGACGCAUUGCGGGUGGAAUUCAACCCUUGAGGCUGUUUAUGCUGGUGUUCCAAUGCUUACUUUUCCUAUAUUCUGGGAUCAAAUCCCCAACAGCAAGCAAAUAGUAGAGGAUUGGCAGAUUGGAUGGAGAGUGAAGAGAGACAUAGGAAGUGAAAAUCUAGUAUCGAGGCAAGAAAUCGCGGAGAUUAUACAGAAGUUUAUGAAUUUGGAAAAUGAUGAAGGAAAGGAAAUGAGGAGAAGGGCUAGAGAACUUGGAGAAGCAUGCCGUGGGGCUUUUGUGAAAGGUGGAUCAUCUGAUGUUAACCUUGAUUCUUUCAUUAAGGAUCUUUCAAAAGUCCAUGUUCGUUAAAAUUUCUAGAAUUUGAAUUUGCUUGUAUUGCCAUUACCAUUUCCUCUCUCAUGUUGUUGAUGUGGCUUUCUGCAUUUUGUUUUAAUGAAUAAUAAAUGAACCAAUGUUUG